AUGGCGAGUUUUGGCGAUAGUGACGAUAGUGACGGUGAAAUACCCGAGAUAGACCUAAGUUUGAAAAUUAGUCCGUUUAUGUUUGAACCAGUUGCCAAACUUAGGGCUUCUGUAUCGUCCAAUUCCGAGUCGGAAUCAGAGGACAGCGAUAAUCAUGAUAAUGACUCAGGUCAAUCGGGAAAUUCGUUACAGGGCCAAUCCACAGAGAAUUGGUGUCUUUGUUCAAAUUGUGUCACGAUGCCCACUAAUGCUGAAAACAAAUGUUGUCAACGCACCAAUAUUGUUGAUGCUAAGAUAGAGGAAGAAUCCCUGCAAUGCAUAACUCAGCAUGAAGGAUUUAUAGCAAACUGCUUAAAUCGUUAUGUUCUUGAAACUUCCUUCUACGAGUAUAUUCAGGAGAGUGGUCCAUUAGAGGAAAAUGAACAUGUACAUGAGUAA
Molecule: messenger RNA, 438 nt
Organism: Saccostrea cuccullata (small rock oyster)
Lineage: Eukaryota; Metazoa; Mollusca; Bivalvia; Ostreida; Ostreidae
Exons: 2
Coding region: 1-438 (145 amino acids)
Source: RefSeq, a predicted model, not a curated record